AUGAGCCAACACUGCACUAAGUUCUCUGGCCUCUGGAAGAUCCUGGUGUGGGAUGAGGAGUUCUUCCAGGGCCGGAGGCAGGAGUUCACCGCCGAGUGCUACGACGUGAGGGCGUGCGGCUUCCAGACGCUCCGCUCCUUCAAGAUUGAGAGUGGCGCGUGGGCAGGCUUUGAGCACGUGGGCUUCCAGGGGCAGCAGUUCGUUCUGGAGCAAGGCGAGUACCCUCGCUGGGAGGCCUGGAGUGGCAGCCACGCCUACCACGUGGAGAGGAUGAGCUCCUUCCGCCCCAUCGCCUGUGCUAAUCACCGGGACAGCAAGAUGACGAUCUUCGAGUGGGAGAACUUCCUGGGGCGGAAAGGGGAGCUGAGCGACGACUACCCUUCGCUGCCAGCCAUGGGUUGGGGGAGCAGCGCGGUGAGCUCCUUCCGCGCUCACUCUGGCGCCUGGGUCUGCUCCCAGUUCCCUGGGUACCGGGGCUUCCAGUACAUCCUGGAGUGCGACCGUCACGCGGGCGAAUACAAGCACUUCCGGGAGUGGGGCUCCCACGCGCAGACCUCCCAGGUUCAGUCCAUCCGGAGGAUCCAGCAGUGA
This is a messenger RNA of Emys orbicularis (European pond turtle), 591 nucleotides long. RefSeq names its product crystallin beta A4 (gene CRYBA4). The transcript has 5 exons. The record is from RefSeq and is a predicted model, not a curated record. Gene Ontology annotation, molecular function: structural constituent of eye lens. Bases 1 to 591 code for a protein of 196 amino acids. Gene Ontology annotation, biological process: lens development in camera-type eye; visual perception. Lineage: Eukaryota; Metazoa; Chordata; Testudines; Emydidae.